Messenger RNA from Anoplopoma fimbria (sablefish), 2228 nucleotides. RefSeq names its product SPNS lysolipid transporter 3, sphingosine-1-phosphate (putative) (gene spns3). The coding region runs from base 254 to 1810 and encodes 518 amino acids. Gene Ontology annotation, molecular function: transmembrane transporter activity. The transcript has 13 exons. Lineage: Eukaryota; Metazoa; Chordata; Actinopteri; Perciformes; Anoplopomatidae. The record is from RefSeq and is a predicted model, not a curated record. Gene Ontology annotation, biological process: transmembrane transport. Gene Ontology annotation, cellular component: membrane.
ACAAGAGGUGCAUGAAACUAUGUGGCUUGUUUACAGCAGUGCAUCACAGUGAGGAUCUGUGUGGAGGCAUAUGACCAACCCAGAGUGGGCUGGUCCCUGCGAUAAUUCAAUAUCUCUUGAGGCAUGUUAGAGCUGAGACCUCUGUGAGCGUCUUCAAGCCUCAGACACAAACCGCCCUCUGAAUGAACUGAGAAAAGCGCUGACAAAUAGGUCACACAUUCUCCAUUCCCAGGUGAAGAGAGAGCUGCUCACCAUGGAGCCAAAGGACAGGCCGAUACCUCGAUGGAGUCUGGGCUCCGGCUCCAGUCUACGUUACGGCUCUUUUGUUGACAGCCUUUCAUCGCUCACACCAAAGGCACAGGAAAAGGAGAAACCAGCCAUAUCUCCUAGACGGGCCUAUGUAGCUGUAGCCGUGCUUUGCUACAUCAACUUGCUCAACUACGCAGAACGGUACACAAUAGCAGGUGUCCUUCCCGACAUUCAGAAAUUCUUUGACAUAAGGGACAGUACGGCAGCACUUAUACAAACAGUCUUCAUCAGCAGUUUCCUGCUUUUGGCCCCUCUCUUUGGUUACCUUGGAGACCGCUACAACCGUAAAUACAUCAUGAUCGGUGGUUUGAGUGUGUGGCUUGUGACUGCAGCCGGCAGCUCUUUGGUCACAGAGUCGUACUUCUGGCUUCUGAUGCUGUUGCGAGCCAUGGUCGGAAUAGGAGAGGCCAGUUACUCCACCAUUGCUCCCACCAUCAUUGGUGACCUCUUUGUUGGGACUCAACGGAGCAUCAUGAUCUGUGUCUUCUACAUCUUUAUCCCUGUCGGAAGUGGUCUCGGAUACAUAACAGGGGCAGGGGUUGCUGCUCUAACAGGAGACUGGCGGUGGGCUCUCAGGAUCACUCCCAUCUUGGGUGUAGUGGGACUUGUCUUGCUGGUCUUCUUAUGCCCUAACCCACCCAGAGGUGCUGCAGAAACCCAGGGAGAGGGAGUUACCGGGAGGAGCUCUUAUCGGGAGGACAUCAAGUAUCUUCUGAAAAAUAAAAGUUAUGUGUGGUCAACGUUUGGAGUGACAGCUACGGCCUUCCUCACCGGAGCCCUGGCUUUCUGGAUGCCUACUUUUCUUUCCAGAGCUCAGGUCAGUCAGGGAGUCCGACCUCCGUGCGUCAAAGAGCCCUGCGACGCCACAGACAGUUACAUCUUUGGUGCAGUGACGGUGGUGACGGGCAUCCUGGGAGCGUGUCUUGGCAGUGGUUUAUCUAGAUGGUUUGGUGACAGGGUCCCAAAUGUGGACCCACUCAUCUGCGCAGUAGGCCUGCUGGGAUCGGCUCCUUGCCUCUUUAUCACCAUCUUUGUGGCAUCAGCAAACAUUCCCACAACUUAUGUAUUCAUUUUCAUUUGUGAAGUUUUGAUUUCACUGAACUGGGCCGUCAUGGCUGAUAUACUGCUGUAUGUUGUCAUACCAACCAGAAGGGCCACAGCUGAGGCUCUCCAGAUUUCAGUCGGUCAUCUCCUUGGUGAUGCUGGGAGUCCUUACUUAGUAGGAGCGAUCUCUGAUGCUAUACACAAAUCUAAACCUGUGACUCCCGAUUGGAGCUUCCGCAGUCUGAAGUACAGCCUCCUGGUCUGCCCGUUUGUUGGGAUCCUGGGUGGACUGUUUUUCCUCAUGAGUUCUGUCUACAUUGCUGAAGACAGGAAGGCAGCUGCACAAUUGGUUGAAGGAGAUCCCCGACCACAGCAGGGUGCUACAUCUGAGCCCCCAAUAGAACUGAGCAACGGGGACAACAGCAACCAUACAAAUAAUUUAUCUGCAAAUAUCUGAAGUUAAGUUAAAAACUACUUUUGACAACAGGAUGUUGGAGUUGACUUGAAAAGAUCCCUUUUCAUCACUUUACAACCACAAAUUGAUGACGGAUGGAAAGACUUGUUAAUUGUAAGACAAUCAAAUGGCUAUUAAAAAAAAUUAAUCUUGUCUGUUUACCCACAUCUUCUACUGAUGUCAAGAUAAAGAGCUUUACAAUUCACAAUUCACAACACACAGCACACUGUAUCCUUACGCUACAUCCAGGCUUAUACGUUUUGGUUUAAAACUGGGAUUUUAAAACGAAAUAUGUUCUCUGUCCACACAGCGUUUCAGCAUUGUUUUUACAAAAUGAUUUCUGUCCAUGCUAACAUGCCUGAAAACACUUAUCACAUGAUUAUUCAUGUACACUGGGCAUGCGGGUGCCGUUGUAAACAGG